AUGUGCCCUUUAUUCAUUUAUUUCAGAGGUCCACUCCUUCCUUCACUGAGGAUGGGUUCUGUGAUGUUGGACUGGAGGUUAUCAUGUCUUCUUCUGCAGGCAGCUGCUUUGCUGCUGCUCAGCAAGGGGGAGAGGAUGUGCCCUGCGAGUUGUCGCUGCGAAGGAAAGAUUGUUUAUUGCGAGUCUGGCAUCUUCCAAGACAUCCCGGAAAACAUCACCACGGGAUGCCAGGGUCUGUCCCUGCGCUAUAACAGCCUGCUGGUUCUGUUGCCGUACCAGUUCGCUCACCUCAAUCAGCUUAUCUGGCUGUACUUGGACCACAACUCUAUCAAAGACAUAGACGCUUUAGCCUUUCAUGGUGUGCGCAGGCUCAAAGAACUCAUCCUCAGCUCCAACAAAAUAGCUCAUCUGCACAACAACACCUUCAGCGCUAUACCCAACCUGCGAAAUCUGGACUUAUCCUAUAAUCAGCUGCAGUCGCUGCAGCCGGGUCAUUUUUAUGGUCUGCGCAAGCUGCAGAAUCUCCACCUCCGAUCUAAUGGCCUGAAACAGAUCUUCAUCCGUACAUUUCUGGAGUGCCGCAGCCUGGAGUUUCUGGACUUGGGUUACAACCGCUUGCGGAGCCUCACCCGCACAACGUUCUUAGGACUGUUCAAGUUGAAAGAACUUCAUUUAGAGCACAAUCAAUUUUCCAGGAUUAAUUUCUUCAUUUUUCCACGCCUUACCAAUCUCCAGGCUCUUUAUUUGCAAUGGAACCGCAUACGAUCCAUUAAUCAAGGCGUGCCUUGGACCUGGCAUAAACUACAGAAACUGGACCUGUCAGGAAAUGAAAUCCAAAUCCUGGACCCGGCGGUUUUCCAGUGUAUGCCGAACUUACAAAUACUCAACCUUGAAUCGAACAAGCUUAACAGUGUACCUGUGGAAGCCGUGGCCGCCUGGACCUCAUUAACCACCGUCAGCCUGGCAGGCAACGCCUGGGACUGCAGCCCUAGCAUCUGCCCUCUCAUGGGAUGGCUCAGAAACAUCAGAGACUCUAAAGACAUCAGUAUGAUAUGCAGUAGUCCCAAGUCUGUGCAGGGCGAAAGAGUCGUGGAUGUGGUGAAGAAUCAUUCAACGUGUGUGGACGUGUCAAAUGUUUUCUCAACCACUGCUUUCAUUGUUUUGACUUCCACCCAAGUUGUGAACAUCACAACUCAAAUCUCACCUUCUGGUGUUACAGACCCUGGUACUGAGUCACCAGUACAGACCCCUUUACCCGACCAACCAAUUGGGACAGACAGAAAGACAACAGAGUCCACAAACAUGAGCUCAACAUCACCCAUCUCCCCUGAACACCCCGCAUCGUUUAUCCCAGAGCUACAGUUUGAACAUAUGGCUUUCCAUAAAAUCAUUGCAGGCAGUGUAGCCCUGUUCCUGUCAGUGUCAUUGAUCCUCCUGGUUAUUUAUGUCUCAUGGAGGCGCUACCCCAACACCAUGAGGCAGCUGCAGCAGCACUCAGUCAACCAUAAGCGCAGGAAAAAGGCCCGCAAGCAGGAGCAGGACCUGAACUCUCAGUUGCAAGAGUACUACCUGAGCUACCAUUCGAACUCAGAAACAAUGGACUCUUUGGUGAACGAGACGAGGCCGUGCACGUGCACCAUAUCAGGAUCCAUCGAAUGUGAGGUCUGA
Molecule: messenger RNA, 1668 nt
Organism: Plectropomus leopardus (leopard coralgrouper)
Lineage: Eukaryota; Metazoa; Chordata; Actinopteri; Perciformes; Serranidae
Gene: lrrtm4l2
Product: leucine rich repeat transmembrane neuronal 4 like 2
Molecular function (GO): protein binding
Source: RefSeq, a predicted model, not a curated record